AUGGGUAGCGUGCCCACGUACGACACUACCCCCUCACAGGGGUCUGACACGGAUCAUGUCAUGCCAAUUGCCAUUAUUGGCAUGGCUGGUCGCUUCCCAGGAGAUGCGGAGAACCCAAUGAAGCUUUGGGACAUGAUUGCUGAGGGUAGGAGUGCGUUGUGUGAUAUCCCUGAGAACCGCUUCAACAUCAAUGCCUACUACCAUCCCAAUAAUGAGCGUCAAGGCACCAUUAAUGUACGAAAAGCUCACUUUAUGAAGCGAGAUGUCGCUGCAUUUGACGCUCCUUUCUUUACAAUGCCUAUUGCUGAGGCGCAGGCCAUGGAUCCCCAACAGCGCAUGGCGCUUGAAUGUACGUACGAGGCUCUGGAGAACGCCGGUAUCCGAAUGGAUAAUGUGAAUGGGUCAAACACCUCAUGCUAUGUCGGAUGCUUUACAAGAGAUUACAGCGAUAUGAUGGCUUGUGAUCCUGAAGAUCUUCCACUUUACCAUGGCACCGGCACGGGAUCUGCCAUCAUGUCCAAUAGAAUCUCGUGGUUCUUUAACAUGAAGGGUCCUAGUGUUAGUCUUGACACGGCAUGUUCUUCGUCAAUGGUGGCGCUACAUCUUGGCUGCCAAAGUCUUCGCACAGGAGAGACGACCAUGUCCAUUGUUGGCGGUACAAACUUAAUGCUGAUGCCCGAUAUCAUGGGCGCCAUGACCCGACUGCAUUUCCUGAGCCCUGACGGAAAGUGUCAGUCGUUUGAUCACAAGGCCAAUGGUUACUCUCGUGGUGCCGGAUUUUGUGUUUUAAAGCCACUUCACUUGGCUCUGAAGGAUGGAGAUGUAAUUAGAGGAGUCAUCCGCAACUCAGGCGUCGGACAGGAUGGUAACACGCCAGGUAUCACUCUUCCGUCUGGUGAAGCGCAGGAAUCUCUCAUCAGACGCGUCUAUGCCGAAGCUGGUCUCAGUAUGGCACACACAAGCUACGCUGAAGCUCAUGGCACCGGUACACCUGCUGGCGAUCCUGUAGAGGCAGGUGCUCUUUCUAGAACGUUGGGAGCAGCGAGAGCUCCAGGCGACCCGCUCUAUAUCGGGUCCGUGAAGACCAAUGUUGGCCAUCUUGAGGGUGGCUCCGGUCUUGUCCAAGUCGUCAAGGCAGUUAUGAUGCUUGAAAAGGGAGAUAUCCCGCCGUCGAUAUGGUUCGAGAAGCCAAAUCCGCGUAUUCCCCUACAGGAGUGGAAUUUGACUGUCCCUACGCAGCUCACUCCUUGGCCGGUCCAAGGCCUUCGACGUGUCUCAAUCAACUCCUUUGGAUAUGGAGGAACAAAUGCCCACUGCAUUAUAGACGAUGCGUAUCACUACCUCAGAGCUCGAAAGCUUCGGGGAAAUCACAAUGUACAAAAUCUUGGCAACAGCUCAUUGGAUUCUACACCUGACUCGGCAAUUGGCAUGAGUCCUAAUCUUCCCGAUAGCAUGGUUUCUUGGUCAUCAGUCACACCUUACCUUCCUGUUGACGGCGAUAACCCAUUAAAGCGCGCUCUUGCUCCUAAGCUUUUCCUGUGGACGUCUAACGAGCAAGAGGGUACACAUAGGAACUCUAAGAUCUACGCCGACUAUCUCUUAGCAAAGCUUGAGUCAGACCUAUCUGAAAAGGACAAAAGGACAGUUUUGAGGAAAUUUGCCCGAACGCUUGCUCUUCGGCGAAGCAUCUUACCCUGGAGGACGUUUGCCGUUGUCGAUUCUCUGGAGGAUGCCGUGGCUCAGCUAGCAGACGUAGUAGUUAAGCCCCUUCGUGUCACUUCUAACUCGGGCGCCGCGCCGAAACUAGGCUUUGUAUUCACUGGCCAAGGAGCUCAAUGGUUUGCCAUGGGCAGGGAACUGUGCGCCUAUCCCGCGUUCCAGGAGAGCCUCCAAGCCGCAAGUGUGUACUUGGUCAGCAUCGGUUCCUCCUGGUCUCUCAUGGCAGAACUUCACCGUAAUCAAGAGUUGUCGAGAAUCUCGUCUCCCGAUCUCAGCCAGCCCAUCUGUACUGCUCUGCAAAUUGCACUGGUUGAUCUUCUCCGAACCUGGGGUAUCCGACCUACUGCCGUCGUCGGACACUCAAGUGGCGAGAUUGCUGCUGCGUAUGCAAAGGGUGCCAUUUCUCGAGAAAGCGCAUGGAAGAUUUCGUAUCAUCGUGGAUACCUUUGCAGCUGCAUUCGCGGAUUUGCGCCGACUCUUCAUGGAUCAAUGCUGGCGACUGGACUAGGGCUUGAUGACGUCCAGCCGUAUAUUGAACGACUAAGCCAAGGAAACGCUACAGUGGCCUGUGUGAAUAGCCCUCACAGCACAACCAUCUCGGGUGAUGAAGUCGCAAUAGAUGAACUUCAAACAAUAAUUAAGGAGGACGGACACUUUGCGAGAACGCUGCGUGUCGGAGUUGCCUACCACUCUCCACACAUGCGAGUCAUCGCUGACAAGUAUGCUGAGGCCCUAGGUGACAUCCAUAUCAAUUCCGAUAAGGCUGAAUCCGCGAAGAUGUUUUCAUCCCUCACUGGCAAAGAAGUCACUAGCAAUUCGGAACUUAAUACAGCCUACUGGGUUGCAAACCUUGUCAGCCCCGUGGAAUUUUCGGCCGCCCUUCAAUGUCUCGUCAUGUUUACAGAUGGCUCUUCCAAGCGGCGAACCAACAAGGCCUUUAUCGACCACUUAAUUGAGAUUGGACCUGCUGCUGGCCUAAAGGGUCCAAUCAAGCAGAUUCUUAGCCAUGAGACUGUCGUCUCUCAAACUGCCGAUGUCUCGUAUCAAUCUAUCCUUGAGCGAGGUGAGAAUGCGUGCAAAACUGCGCUUACAGCUGCUGGCCGUCUAUUCCAAUACGGCUAUCCGAUUCAUGUCGAUGCCAUUCUCAAUGAAAGGGACGUACCUUCGCAAGAUGGAUUCCUAGUCGACAUCCCGCCCUAUGGCUGGAAUCACGGUCUCAAAUAUUGGUCUGAGCCCCACGCCGGCCGAGCACACCGUUUCCGCCGGGACGGCCGAAAGGAUCUAUUUGGAGGCGAGACAUUCGAUGGGAUCCCUGACGAGCCGCGAUACCGGAACAUUCUCCGCCUCAGCGAGGUCCCGUGGAUCAAGCACCACAAAGUCCAGGGCGCAUGUUUGUACCCGGCUGCCGGAAUGGUUAUUAUGGCAAUCGAGGCCAUGUCCCAAAAAGCAGACAGCACUAGAAAGAUCAAGGCUUAUGAUCUGCGAGACAUAAUUAUCAACAAGGCUAUAGUUGUGCCAGUGGAAGACAGGGGUAUUGAGGCAAUGCUCACCAUCAAGCCUUUUCGCCAUGGCUCCCAGGCUCUUACUUCCUCGUGGCAAGAAUUCCAGCUUUAUUCCAGAAGGGAGACGUGGGAGCUCAACUGCGCUGGCCUUAUUCGUCUCGAAUACGAGUCCUCAUCUGGCGACAACACCUUUGCCAACGAAGAUACUCUGUUGGCCGAGCAACAUGCCAGGCAGUAUGACAAGAUCCGUCAGGAAUGUAUUCGACCACAGAACCCCAGAGACUUUUACAAUCAUCUGGAGUCCAUUGGUCUUUUCUAUGGCGGAGUAUUCCAGAGCUUGAUAGAGAUCCGCAAGGGAGAUAGACAGAGCACUUGUCAGCUCAAGAUUCCUGAUACUAAGCGCAUCAUGCCACGCCAAUUCGAGUUCCCGCACGUUAUCCACCCAGCGACACUGGACAAUAUCAUUCAGAUGGUUCUUCCCGCUGCCUCUGCAAUCGAUGAAGAGUUGACAGUCCCCAUGGUCCCAGUGUCUAUUGGGCGCCUAUACAUCUCGGCAGACAUCCCUAGCGAGCCGGGUACCAUUCUUAAGGGGUAUGCAUCUGCCCAUGUUACUGGUUUUGAAGAAGGUGAAUGUCUUGCAGUUGUUUCCGACGAUACGUGGCAAAAGCCUCUCGUCAUAUUUGAGCGCAUUAAGGGCAAAAGGCUCAGCGCUGAUACCAGCGAUGCUCUCUCCGCGAAGGAUCUGAGCUUGCGAAAAAUUGGCACAUUCUUCCACUGGAAGGAGGAUCUGCAUCUCACAGACCGAAAGCAGCUCCAAGAGCUUUGCUCUAAGCAAACUGCCGGAGAAUUUCACGUAAUUGACCGAAAGAUAUACAUCGAACUGGAAAUGGCAUGUUUAAUCAUCUGCCAGAGGGUGCUAAAGGAAUGUUCCAAGGAGGAGUCAGACAAGUUUGCUUGGAACUUCAAAUUGUUCUACGACUAUAUGCAACACUGUAUCGUCCUUUACAAAGAGGGCAAGGGAUGCUAUCAAAACGAGACACUUGGCAUUGACUGGCUUGGAAUGACCAUCGAGGCCGAAGAAGAGCUGCUCGCCCGUGUUGCAGAGGCGUCUACAGACGGAAACGCCCUUGUCCAACAUGGAAAAUACCUGCCCCAGAUUCUUCGAGGCGAGAUCUCUCCUCUUGAAGUUCUCAUGGCUGGAGACUUCCUCAACAAUUUCUAUAAAUUUGGUCUUGGGACAAAGGCACAGUACACCCAAAUGAGCUGGUACAUUGACAUGAUGGCGCAUAAGAACCCAAACAUGAAGAUUCUGGAAAUCGGUGCUGGCACAGCCAGUAGUACCCUCCCCAUCCUGGAGAAGCUAGGUGGUGCAAAUGGGACUGCGCCGCGAUUCUCUAGCUAUACCUUUACGGAUAUCAGUGUUGGCUAUUUCGAAAAGGCAAAGACCAAGCUGGCGCCUUGGUUGACUUUUAUCGACUUUGCCAAACUGAACAUCGAAGAAGAUCCUGCCGACCAGGGCUUCGAGGAGGGGUCUUAUGAUCUGAUUGUUGCGUCCAACGUCUUGCAUGCCACUCACUCAAUUUCAAAGACGCUGGAGAACACGAGGAAGAUGUUGAAGCCCACUGGAAAGCUGGUUAUGACAGAAGUCACAGCAUUGGGGAAGUUGAGAUUCCACAUGAUUGUGGGUUCCUUGGAAGGAUGGUGGUACGGUGAUAACGACGGGCGAAAAUACGGCCCAACUCUCGAGGUCAGCCAAUGGAACAAAGCUCUUCUCGAUGCUGGAUACAGCGGUGUCGAGGUCGAUUUCCCUGAUGUUCCCUUUCCCGACACCGGUGUUUCGGUCAUUGUCAGCGGUGCAUCAAUAACUGAAGAGAUCCCAAUGCCCAAGGAAACGCUCAUUGUUCUCCCGCCCAACGCUGACCCCGACAUUACGGCCAGCGCGGAUAAGCUGAGCAAAGAGCUCGUCAAGUCUGGAUCUACAGUUCAUGUGAUGCCUCUGGCGGACACCAUGGCUUUGGAAGAACUCAAGAAUAAGUCUUGUCUGUGCCUUGUGGAUGCUUCCUCUAACCAAGGAUUCCUUCCAGAUAUAAACCAAGAGAACUGGGACUCUCUGAAGCGCCUCAUUCUGUCAACCAAGGAUAUUACUUACGUUACGAGAGGUGGUACUCAGGACAGCAAUAACCCUUCGGCUAACCUCAUGACGGGAAUGGCAAGAAGUAUUCGAUCGGAGAAUAUGGGUCUCAACUUGACCACGCUUGAUGUUGAGCAUGGUGCUCUCCUGAGCAAGGAUGAGAGUGUCGCUGCCAUUAUCACGGUGUUUAGCGUCGGAAGCAAUUCUGGUGACAGCGAAACGCCAGACUGGGAAUAUGCCAUCCGAAAUGGUAACCCCAUGGUCCAGCGUGUGCUUCUCGAGAAUGAUAUCAAUGACGUCGCUUUAACUUUGCAUACCGCUCCUAAGCCUGAGCUGACAUCGUUUCAGCAGCCUGGUCGACCGCUGAAGCUUGGGGUUGGAACUCCCGGCCGGCUUGACACUCUCCGGUUUGAGGAUGAUGAUGACAGUGCCAAACCCUUAGCUGCUGAUGAGGUCGAAAUCAGUGUGAAGGCGAUGGGCUUGAACUUCAAGGACGUCAUGGUCGCGAUGGGCCAGUUGGCCCAGCCUGCCCUGGGAGUCGAGUGCUCUGGUAUCAUCAGCUGCGUCGGCAGUAAUGUCACCCAUCUUUCUCCCGGAGAUGCGGUCAUGACUUGGAAGCUGGGAACCUUCAAAACCUUGGCACGAGCCCCGGCUGCAAUGGUUCAGCUCGUCCCCCAAGGCAUGGAUCUUACCACAGCCGCAUCCAUCCCGGUCGUCUACAGCACCGCACACCACUGCAUCGCCAACGUUGCCAAACUCCGCAAGGGUGAAUCCAUCCUCAUCCACGGUGCUGCCGGUGGCGUGGGACAAGGUGCAAUCAUCCUCGCCCAGCACAUCGGCGCCACUGUCUUUGCCACUGUAUCCACAGAAGCAAAGAAACAGCUUCUCUUGGAGACUUAUGGUAUCCCAGAAGCUCAUGUGUUCAACAGCCGUGACUGCGUGCAGUUUUCCCAAGCCGUCCUCCGACUUACCGACGGACGUGGUGUCGAUGUUGUGCUAAACUCUCUGGCUGGCGAAUCCCUCCGUGCCUCAUGGCGCGUCAUUGCCCGGUUCGGCCGUUUCGUCGAACUGGGUCAACGAGACAUUGUGGGCAACACUGGGUUGGACAUGGAGCCAUUCCUCCGUAAUGUUUCUUUCCACUCUGUUAACAUGCUCGAUUUGUUGCAUUGGGACAUUGAUACUGCUGCUCGCGGGUUCGCUGAAGUUGUUGAACUUCUGAACAACAAGAUUGCCAAGGUAGUGACACCAAUCAACGUAAUUCCCCUCUCCCGCUUGGAAGAUGCGUUUAGGAUGAUGCAGACUGGUAAACACAUGGGCAAGAUUGUUCUGGAGGCUCACAAUGACGAUAUCGUCCCUAUGCUCCCGGCUUCUGCGCCGCCAGUCCGCUUCCGAGAGGACGCUACGUAUAUCCUCCCUGGUGGUGGUGGUGGUCUGGGACGGUACAUUGCAACUUGGAUGGUGAAAAGAGGAGCACGAAACGUUCUCCUUCUCUCACGAUCUGGCGCUGCUAAGGCAUCUGUCGUUGAUCUAGUCACCAAUCUUACCAAGCUUGGUGCCCGAGCCGAAGCAUGGGCAUGUGAUAUCGGUGACGACAAGGCUCUCCUCGAAGCAUUUGAUAGAUGCCAAAGGGAGUCGUGGCCGGCGAUUAGGGGCGUAAUCCAAGGAGCGAUGAAUUUGCAAGAUGCCAUCUACGAAAACAUGACACUGGACCAGUUCAAAGGAGCAAUCGUGCCCAAGGUUCACGGCAGUUGGAAUCUUCACGCGCAUCUCCCACAAGAUCUAGACUUUUUCAUUCUCCUGUCGUCGUCCGUCGGUAUUGCCGGCUCCCGAGGUCAGGGUAACUACUCGGCAGGUAACUCGUACCAGGACGCUCUCGCACACUACCGUCAUCGCCUUGGUCUUUCAGCCUGCUCCCUUGAUUUGGGAAUGAUCCUCGGUAUCGGAUUCCUCGCGGAGGAUACUACCGAUAAUCGCGUCCACGACAAUGUUCAGUCAUGGAAUUUUCUUGCAAUCAGAGAGCGCGAGCUCCUCUGCAUUUUGGAAGCAGCCGUUCGGGGGCAGAGCUUACCAGGUGUACCCAUGCCACCACAGCUUAUUGUCGGUCUCGGCACCGGAGGUAUGAUGGCCCAGGGGCUGGAAAAGUAUCCCUGGUGGUUCAGAGACGCCAAGUUCUCUCACCUUGUGCGUGUCGACACACACCGGGUUUCACAAGAUAUCGGCGACGAAACAGAGACGCCUUUGAGUGUUGUACUGGCUGGUGUCACCAACCUUGAGCAGGCCACGGAUACCAUUGUCGAUAGGUUAGUCCACAAGUUGGCCAAAUCGCUUAUGAUGCCGGCUGAGGAUAUCGAAGCCAGCAAACCUGUUAGCAGCUACGGUGUCGAUAGUCUUUUGGCUGUUGAACUCCGCGCUUGGAUCCACGCCGAGAUCAAGGCGGAUGUCUCUGUCUUUGACUUGCUGAGCAAUUCUUCCAUCAGCUUGCUCGCCGCCAAGAUGGCAGCAACGUCACCGAUUGUGCCGGAGACUGUUUUGGCUGAGGCAGCCCAAAAUUAA
This is a messenger RNA of Pochonia chlamydosporia 170, 7905 nucleotides long. Its product is annotated as polyketide synthase. Gene Ontology annotation, molecular function: oxidoreductase activity; fatty acid synthase activity; 3-oxoacyl-[acyl-carrier-protein] synthase activity. The record is from RefSeq and is a predicted model, not a curated record. Gene Ontology annotation, biological process: fatty acid biosynthetic process; secondary metabolite biosynthetic process. Lineage: Eukaryota; Fungi; Ascomycota; Sordariomycetes; Hypocreales; Clavicipitaceae. The transcript is spliced from 6 exons. Bases 1 to 7905 code for a protein of 2634 amino acids.